GACGCGCGGCGCGCUCGCGGCAGUCCUCUCGCGCUGUACUGUAAUCAUAUGACAGGGAGUCGGUCCUCCGCUGCCGAAUACCGACACACCGGGGCGGACACGAGCGAAGGAGCCAGGGCGGAGGACACCAGUUGAUGGUAACUCUGUAGCAGAAGGAGCACAGACGGAGGCGGCCGAAGUGUCAAGCGAGUGCCAAACUCCCCCUUAACUUUUUCAAAACUCUGGAGAGAGGCGAGCCGAGGGGGUUGGUGGGGGGGGAGAACCGCUGAAGAGGACGGGACUGACGAACCGAAGGACAGUCCGCUGCACCCGGGAUCUGAGAGUUGAGGCUGGUCGGGCGGUGUGCGGGUCGUGGCUGGUGGAACCCGUCCCUGGGAUCGUCGCUUUUUAUCUGCGAGAAAAGUUGAUCCGCUUUCCCUGCAAGCCAAGCCGCCCGGAUCAAAAGCCAUGGUCGGGGAGACAGAGGUGAAGGAGAGACCCAAGUCCAACCCGGACUAUCUGAUGCAGCUGAUGAACGACCGGAAGGUGAUGAGCUCCCUGCCCAACUUCAGCGGCAUCUUCACGCAUCUGGAGCGGCUGCUGGACGAAGAGAUCGGCAGGGUGCGCAAAGACAUGUACAACGACACGCUAAACGGCGGCAUGUUCAACGGGCGGGACAUGGAGGAGCUGCCCGAGGCCAUCGGCCCCGUUGCCCAGCUGCAGGAGAAGCUCUACGUGCCUGUCAAAGAGUACCCCGACUUCAAUUUUGUAGGAAGGAUCCUGGGCCCACGUGGCCUGACAGCCAAACAACUGGAGGCAGAGACCGGCUGCAAGAUCAUGGUGCGAGGAAAAGGCUCCAUGAGAGACAAGAAGAAGGAGGAGAUGAACCGAGGGAAGCCCAACUGGGAGCACCUCAGCGAGGACCUCCACGUCCUGAUCACCGUGGAGGACACGCACAACCGCGCCAAGAUCAAGCUCCAGCGAGCCAUCAACGAGGUCAAGAAACUCCUCGUGCCCGCUGCUGAGGGGGAGGACAACCUGAAGAAAAUGCAGCUGAUGGAGCUGGCCAUUCUCAAUGGGACCUACAGAGACGCCAAUGUCAAGACACCCAAUGCUGCCUUCCCUCUAGCGACCCCUCAGGCGCCCCGGAUCAUCACGGGCCCAGCGCCCGUCCUGCCCCCUACCCUGCGAAACCCCGCCCCUGUGACCACGCCCACCAUCAUGCCUCUGAUCCGUCAGAUCCAGAGCUCGGCCCUUAUGCCCGGAGGCAAUCCACAUCCGGCGCUGGUGCAGCAAGGACCCGAGUCUGGAAUCAUCUACACGCCUUACGAGUAUCCCUACACACUCACGCCCUCCAUAUUGGAAUACCCGAUUGACUCAACUGGAGUAUUAGUCCCUUCUUCCUGUGUUUUUGCAGCAGGUGCCAUGACCACUAAGGUACGACGCCACGACAAGAGAAUCCAUCCUUACCAAAGGGUAGUGACCACAGACAGAGCUGCCACGGCAACUAACCCAUGACCCCGCCCCCUUUUGCCCCACCCCUUGACCUUCUGACCUUUCCGCCCACUGAUGACCCACCCAUCUCUGCCUGCUGGCGCGCUCAUUGGCCCGCGGCUCAGCCAACAAGAGACCAGAACAUUGGGAACAAGCCGGCUGCUGCUGCUGCCUCUGUCUAAACCGGCCAACCAGAUGACAGCGAUCCCGGGAAUAAACUUCAGGACCCCACCCCAAACCCCCUUCACAACGCCCAUCGUUUUACCAAACGUGCCUUCCUCUCUAAAAUCCCAAAGCCAGUCAUAAAAUCUUCUCUGAAUAUCCAAAAUUACAAUCUGUGACAGCUGUUUGACUUUGCAAAGGGAGUGGGCACCAAACUGGAGACAGGCUUUCUAAACUUAUUCCGGUCUCUCUGAGCUGCCAUGCCAUGCAAUAAUGACUAUUAAUAACAUGGUAACUAUACUGAUACUGGUGUUACUCAUCAGCGCAAAAGAACCCUCCAUAAACACUAGACUGUGGAACAUAUGUUAAGAUUUUAUAGAUUUUUUUUUUCCCAUCAGUGAGUGCAUUUACAUGCAAUGUAACAUUUGUAAAUGGUGUUAAAACAUGCAUAUAUUAACAACAACAAAAAUACCCAGCUUCAUCUUGACACUAAAAAAGCCAUCAUUCAAGAAAGAAAAAUGCCAGCACAGAACCUUUUACACCAUAAAGUGACAGGUGCCUGAGUAAAAAAAAAGUAUUAACUGGAAUCCUAAAUGCCAGAUCCUGUGUUGCAGACACACACACACACACUCAAAGGAAAAUUGCUUUCCUUUUUUCCCUUUCACAAUGAUGCCUUGGCCCUUUUUCACACUACAGUAUUGUAUGAGCUUGAACAACAGUGCCUUUAUUGCAAGCGAAGGAACAAUGUUACCCGUAAAUGAAUUUUUUUGUCUUCAAUUCAAACGUCAGGACACUAUAUAGAGGGCCAAAAACGCCAUGAAUCUUAUAAAGCAAUAAGUUAAAAACGAAUAAAUUAUUUGAGUCCAAUUAUACAUGUGAUCAUUUUAAUAACAUUCUAAAUCAAAUAAAUGAAAAAAUAAUCAUGAAUACUAUAGAAUUGGAAAUCAUUUCUUGAAAUUUUAAUUUGUUACGUUAUAAUCACGUGUAGUAAAUUCACAAUUUUAACCUAAAUAAUUCAUAGCCAUGUGCUGCAGCACAUCCAGGUGUUAUGUUAUCUGACAGCCUCACUUAUAAAGGCAGUGGGUUGUGCUGCUGUGAAGAUUAGCCAAUCAGAUUUUAGCGGCUACUUCACAAUCCACAAUUGUGAUGACAUGUAAUACAAGAAAAAUAAAUUACUUAAAUAGAGAAAACUUAUUAUAUUUGAUUAUCCCAUUAAGAAUGUUCAUUUUAAUUACUAAUGUGAUUUGAUUUUGUGUUAAAUUAUUGACAUAUUUGCUUUGUUACAAAAUCAUUUAUAUAUUUACUCUAUAAAUUUACCUAAUGCAAUUAUUUCCAAUUCUAUUGAAAUGAUCACAGUUCUUUAGCAAUCUAUAUAAUAAUCUGAUUUAGCCACUUUUGGCCCCCCAUACUACCUCUGUGCCCAGCCACAAAUUGUAUCACUGGGGGUUCCUUUUGAUGAGUUAGGGCAGCAGGGAAUGGUGUCUCUGACUGAAUUAGCAUUUUUUUAGUGCCCCUUAUUUGUGCCAAAUUAUGGAUGCGUACAAGUUUGUUUGCACCCCUUGUAGCAAAAUGGAAAUACACCUUAAAUACAGCGACUUUUAUUGCAGCAUCAUAAUAACAGUGAAUAUUUUUGAACAUCCCAUCAUUUAUUUAGAAUACGUUUAUUCAGGGGGAAAAAAUGUAAUCACAGAUUUUUAUGACAGACUUAGUGGUGCCACAAAUACUUCUUCUUCUGGUGCACUUCUUCUUCCGUGGGUCAGUGUGUUGAUCUGGCCACAUGUUUUAGAUCGUUAUACUGCUGCAAGACCAAGUGAUGACCCACUCUCAGUUUUCUGGCAGGAUUAUUUAAAAUGCCCUGAACUUUUAAAUUGUUGAUUAUGCCUUGUACUCAGUUUACUCCAGUUCAGUUAAUUAGUAUAAUGUCGUCUCAAAGCACAUUAUAAGACACUUUACAGAGCAUCUCAGAUCCUCCGCCGUAUGUAUUAGUGGGCAUGCGGUACUUUCCCACGUCCUUGUAUGACACUAAACCCACCUAACAUGUUUGCUGCUCCAGGUUUGUUCUUAGGGUCAUCUGAUCACGGCACACAUUUCGACUUAAUGUCUCCCUCAUUUAUGUUUUGUAAUGGUUGGACAGAAGAGCCAUUUUUCGGCAAUGUCUCCCAAACAACCAGUUUGCACGUAGAUGCAAUAUUUUUAUGGAGACUUGGUAAACCCCAAAAUUGCUCAUCAUUUGAAAGCUAUUUUCUCAUUUCUCUCCCAUUUUGAAGAGGAAUUAGUUUGAGUCGCAUCGGAUUUGUACCCUAAGAAAACAUAAAAUUCUGGAUUAUUUCAAUUUAGAAAUUAUAGUACACGUGCAGAAAAAAUAAUGCUUUGGUUACAUUUGUUUAGGAGGAAUAAUUAGGUGGGGGAAACACUUAUAGCAUUUUUAGAGUUUUUUCCCACUGAAUAAAUAUACUAAAAGUAAAGGGUGGGGUUUUCUAAACGUUUCAGUCAGAAAUCAUGCUGCUACAAUAAAAGAUGACUUUAUUUAAAGACUUUUUUACAUACGAAUAAAUAGGGGUGCCAGUACUUUUGUCUGCGUUUUUAAGUAUGAGUUGGAGGGACGAUGCAGCAACUAAAAAGCAUCUUUAAAACAAGAACAGUGUUAUAUUUUAUCUUUGUUUUAUUGUGUUGGUUGUUUCUUCUUCUUGUUGUAUUGCAUGUGUAUCUGCCUUGUGUCAAAAAGCACGGUUUAGCUUUCAUACAUACAAACCAAGUGAUGCCUUCAUAUGAAAGAAAACCAUGCAGUCAUAACUUCUGUAACAAGUUUAUAUUGUAUUUUUAUAUUCUAUUUUGUACGCCACAAAAAAAAAACAAAUUAAAUGACAUUUUCAGAUAAGAGACAUUAUGCCUUAUUAUGGAGAAAGAAUCGGUUUUAGGUCAACUACCCUUCACGUGUUAUCAGUAGCCUUCAUGUCCUGAUAAACUGGAGUUCUCUGUUUUAACUUUUUCGAGCCUUCGAGAUCAGCAUUGCUUGCCUUUUGUGCCUUUUUUUUGUAUAUACGACGACAAGUGUGACAAUUAACAGUGUAGUACAACAUUAAUCUACUCUUUGGUGCCAAGUGUAGGUUACUAACUGUUGCCACUUCUGUGAUUAUUAACCACUUUAAUGGUAUCUGUCUCUGCCUCCUUUUAAAAGAAUAAAAAGUGUGUCUAAGAAGAUGGAGAAAAAAAAAACGUGCUGAAUGAUGAUCUUUUAACUUUUAUCUGAGGAAUAACUCUUUGUUCACUAUUAAACUCCUAGAUGUAAAACUAA
This is a messenger RNA of Fundulus heteroclitus (mummichog), 4930 nucleotides long. It is a transcript of the gene qki2, whose product is annotated as QKI, KH domain containing, RNA binding 2. Gene Ontology annotation, biological process: regulation of mRNA splicing, via spliceosome. The record is from RefSeq and is a predicted model, not a curated record. NCBI's taxonomy places the organism in Eukaryota, Metazoa, Chordata, Actinopteri, Cyprinodontiformes, Fundulidae. Gene Ontology annotation, molecular function: mRNA binding. Bases 448 to 1497 code for a protein of 349 amino acids. Gene Ontology annotation, cellular component: nucleus. The transcript has 9 exons.